Molecule: messenger RNA, 680 nt
Organism: Pogona vitticeps (central bearded dragon)
Lineage: Eukaryota; Metazoa; Chordata; Lepidosauria; Squamata; Agamidae
Gene: MRPS17
Product: mitochondrial ribosomal protein S17
Biological process (GO): mitochondrial translation
Cellular component (GO): ribosome; mitochondrial small ribosomal subunit
Molecular function (GO): structural constituent of ribosome
Source: RefSeq, a predicted model, not a curated record
AAAGCCUCCCGGCUUUCAGCUGCUGGCUCCGCCUCUUCCGGCGCUUGGUCCGCCUCCCGGCUUCCAGCUCGGCAAGAAAGGCGGACGCAGAGUCCCAGUUGGUUGCCGUUGAGCCAUGUCUGCGUUAAACAGGGGAGGCGUCCAUGCCAAAUGGAUCAUUGGGAAGGUCAUAGGGACCAAAAUGCGGGAAACAGCCAAAGUCAGAGUGACGCGGCUGGUGUUGGAUCCCUACGUAUUAAAGUUCUAUAACAAACGGAAAACGUACUUCGCUUACGACCCCCAAAAGCAGUGCACGGAGGGCGACAUUGUUCUUCUGAGGGCUUUGCCCCAACGGAGGAGUAAGGAUGUGAAGCACGACAUUGCCGAGAUAGUGUACAAGGUUGGAAGGGUCAUUGAUCCAAUAACUGGGAAGCCCUGCACAGGCUGGAAGCUGAUGGAAAGCGUGACGGACUCAGAAAAUCUGACUGAAAAGGAUACCGACUACCUUAGUGAAAAAAUCCAGGAGCUCACUGUUUCUUCUCAAGACAAGUGAAGGUUUUAGAGUGAGAAAACAACCAGAGACUUCCCCCCCCCUUCUGUCUCUGUGGAGUUGUGUUUAUGUUCUUUAAAAUAUUAAGGAUUAAUAAUAAACUGGAGUUGAUGUGUUUGCACAGUAAUAAAAAUGGUCAAUGUAUUUGAAA